UUAAUCCUAAAAAAACCAAACACGUUAACAUAGAAAUAGGGUUCUAAUUUGAGCUUGUCACUGUUACUCACCACACGAAGCUUUCACUUUACUGAACCUAACAAGACAACUUCCAUCUUCACUCUUCCAACAAUAAGGUUCUGUGUUAAUUUUGAUUCUGUUGACCGAAAGUGUGCCCAUCCGUCCCUCCAUUGGCGUUAGCUAUGCUACCCACUGCAGCCAAAGAGACCCAAUUACGUGAGAACAACAGUCAGAAAGUCCACCCUCAACCAAUGGAAGAAGCUACGAACCAGAAUCCAGAAGCUGUGGAAACCCUAGUAUCUAAAAUAUUCACAAAUAUCUCCUCUCUGAAAUCAGCUUAUAUCCAGCUGCAAGCUGCUCAUACUCCCUAUGACCCCGAUAAAAUCCACACUGCUGACAAACAAGUUAUUAGUGAGCUAAAAAAUCUAUCUGAACUUAAGCAUUUCUACAGGGAGAACAACCCAAAGCCAGUGUGUGUUUCUCCUCAAGACUCGCGUUUAGCUGCAGAAAUUCAAGAACAACAGAGCCUCCUGAAAACGUAUGAGGUCAUGGUUAAAAAGUUUCAGUCUGAAAUUCAGAAUAAAGAUUCGGAGAUCCAUCAACUGGAAAAGCAGAUCGAGGAGGCUAGUCAAAAGAGGGCAAAACUAGAAAAGAAUCUGAAGCUUAGAGGUUUGUCGGCUAAAGAAUCAGAAGAUGGAAAUGGGUUUUUCCCUGUGGAUCUAACUCCUGAUCUCUUUACAUCUUCUGUGGAAGCAGCUGCGAAAUCAGUUCAUGAUUUUUCUAAACCUUUGAUCAAUAUGAUGAAAGCAGCUGGGUGGGAUCUUGAUGCUGCUGCCAACUCAAUCGAACCGAAUGUUGUUUAUGCGAAGAGAGCUCAUAAGAAAUAUGCAUUCGAGUCUUACAUAUGCCAAAGAAUGUUUGGUGGCUUCGAGCAAGAAAGCUUCUCUGUCAAAUCAGACAAUAUUACAAUCAAUAAAGAGAGCUUCUUCCACCAAUUUCUCGCUUUAAGGGAGAUCGACCCUUUGGACAUGCUAGGUCAGAAUCCAGAUUCCAUUUUUGGGAAAUUCUGCAGGAGCAAAUACCUAGUGGUAGUUCAUCCAAAGAUGGAGGCGUCGUUUUUUGGAAAUCUAGAUCAGCGAAAUUAUGUGAUGGGUGGAGGACAUCCAAGAACUCCUUUUUACCAAGUUUUUCUAAAACUAGCAAAGUCAAUUUGGCUUUUACACAAAUUGGCUUAUUCUUUUGAGCCAAAUGUCAAGGUAUUUCAGGUUAAAGGAGGGAGCGAGUUCUCCGAUGUUUACAUGGAAAGUGUGAUCAAGAAUCUGAUAAUGGAAGAAAAUGAUGAAAAGCCAAAAGUUGGAUUGAUGGUUAUGCCUGGAUUUUGGAUUGGGGGAAGUGUGAUUCAGAGUAAAGUUUAUCUCUCUGGUAUGAAGGUAGCUGAAUGAUUCUUGAAAACAGGCAUGCUUUUCAGCAAAUCCAAAUCCAUUUGGUUGUAUGCGCGUUGUUUCAUUAUCAUCAUUUUCUUAUCUUUUAAGAUAAUGUCGUCGUCGUUUGUAACUUUUAAGAUCCCUUUUAGUGUUUGUAAGAUUACAUGCUGGAUUCCAGGUCUCUUGUUGCAACUUUAACAGUAUAUGUGGGAGGGAUAUUGGAAGGUGUAUAAAAGUUUUCAUUGCUUUGGGGAAAAAGAGAUUCAUGUGUUCAUUGUUCACA
Messenger RNA from Medicago truncatula (barrel medic), 1728 nucleotides. RefSeq names its product protein GRAVITROPIC IN THE LIGHT 1. Lineage: Eukaryota; Viridiplantae; Streptophyta; Magnoliopsida; Fabales; Fabaceae. The record is from RefSeq and is a predicted model, not a curated record. The transcript is spliced from 2 exons. The coding region runs from base 204 to 1463 and encodes 419 amino acids. Gene Ontology annotation, biological process: response to red or far red light; negative gravitropism.